Centropristis striata (black sea bass) is the source of this 2070-nucleotide messenger RNA. RefSeq names its product family with sequence similarity 20 member C, like (gene fam20cl). Gene Ontology annotation, molecular function: phosphotransferase activity, alcohol group as acceptor. The transcript has 11 exons. Gene Ontology annotation, cellular component: Golgi apparatus. The record is from RefSeq and is a predicted model, not a curated record. NCBI's taxonomy places the organism in Eukaryota, Metazoa, Chordata, Actinopteri, Perciformes, Serranidae. The coding region runs from base 380 to 2068 and encodes 562 amino acids. Gene Ontology annotation, biological process: protein phosphorylation.
CCGCCUAAUUUGCAGUGAAUCUGCUGCCAGUCUGCAGUCAGUAAUAUUGUGUCAGCCCUCUGUAACGGGGCUGCUCACCCAGCCAGCAUUGAUCCAGACAGACUAAAAGAUCAUUUGGCACAGUAUUGUGAUUCCCUUCCUCUUAACUGUAGGUCACGUAGACACAGGUCACUGCAACCGCAACACACCGCUCCUCUUACUUCUGUUUGACUUGCAGUGGCCGCAUGAUAACAAACCAACAAUCAAUUUUCCUGAGCAAGAACAGGACAAAAAAAGGGGUAGAAAUGUCACCAAACUCUGGAUAUCUACCUCAUUAACAGAGGAAGGGAAGUGGAAUAGAGGGAGAGAGAAGAAAAAAGGUCUUGAAGGGAAAGAGAUCAUGAUAAGAAAAAACCUUAGUCGAUCCACCCGCUCCAUCUAUCUUGGUCUGGCGUUUCUGUCCCUCGCUCUCCACCUCCUUCUGGCAUUUUUUUGUCUCUCUGUCCUCCAGACAGCCUGUAUCUUUCCCACCUCCUCCUCUUCCUCCAUUCCAAGAACAGACACUCAGCACCACCAGUCCAGCUCCCACUCCUCCUCCUCUUCUUCGGCUGCCUCUUCCUCACAUAAAUUGCCAACGUUCCCCCAGAAUGAAGAAAAUCACAAACUGAAUGCCAACACCUUCAGCCAUAAAGAGAAAAACUCAUUCAGUGAUGCCUCUGAGAGGGAAAAGAAACUCAUCCAAGCUGGAAAAGGGAUUCAAAAGGUCAAGGGUCAUUCCAAGCUCGAGGCGUUGUUCAAGCACCCACUGUACAACCUGCCACGUCCAGAGCUGCAACAUGAUGAUUGGUUGCUUAGGGUGAAAUCAAAAGAUCAUCCAAGGGAUACGGAGAGUGAGGAAGAUGAAAGGGAAGAUAGCACCGAUAGUGACAGUCAGUGGCACAGUGCCAGUGAGGAGGAAGGCUAUGACAAAGUGACUUGGACGACCGACGCAGAGACUCACCCUCCCUGGCUACGAUUCCACCUCGGCAUCUCUCGCUGGGAGCUGUACAACAGGAAGGAUCCCAAUCUGGCCCAGCUGACUCACUAUUUGGCAACGCAACGUGUCCUCGGUGCUGUUCAGAAGACAGGAGGUACCCAGCUCAAACUGCUCAUGUCGUUCCCAAACUAUGGACAGGCUCUGCUGAAACCCAUGAGACAAUCCAGAGACGCAGAGACGGACGUAAACCUCUUCUACUUCUCUGACUUUGAAAGACACAAUGCAGAAAUCGCUGCCUUUCACCUUGACAGAUUGUUGGGCUUUAACAGGAUCCCUCCAGUGGUCGGCAGACUCAUCAAUGUCACCUCAGAGAUCAGACAGAUUACCACUGAUAACAGGCUGUCUAGGACCUUCUUCACUUCCCCUGUGGGGAACGUGUGUUUCUAUGGCCAGUGUGAGUACUACUGUUCCUCAGAGAACCCAGUGUGCGGUCGACCACAUGCUCUGGAGGUUUCUUUGGCUACUAUGCUGCCUGACCUCGACCUCGCUCCCCGCAGGUCGUGGAGGUCACCAUGGAGACGCUCCUACAGCCGCACGAAACGAGCACAGUGGGAGAAGGACCCGGACUACUGUGACACGGUGAAGCAGACGCCUCCUUACAACCACGGCACCAGACUGGUGGAUCUCAUAGACAUGGCUGUUCUGGACUUCCUCAUGAGCAACAUGGACAGACAUCACUAUGAGACGUUUGAGGAAUUUGGCAAUGAGACGUUUCUGCUGCAUCUGGAUAACGGACGGGCGUUUGGUCGUCACUCUCGGGAUGAGCCGUCUAUUCUAACUCCUUUGAAACAGUGUUGCAGGAUCCGUCGCUCCACCUUCCUCCGCCUGCGUCUCUUGUCCCUGCCUGAUCUCCGUCUGAGUGAUGUGAUGCGAGAGUCUCUGGCCCAGGAUCCUCUGACGGACGUUGCCCCCCUCCUCUCUGAACCACACCUCUCCGCUUUGGACCGCCGCCUGGCAACCGUCCUGCAGGUGGUGCAGAGCUGUGAGGAACACCACACAGACGUUAUUUACAACGACUUGGAAGGUUAUGAUCAAGGUCAUCAGCCUGACUGAGA